AUGCCAGUCAUAGGCUCAGAGAUACCAACAACUAGUGUUUCAGACAAGGAAAACGGAAUGGAAGAAGAGACUGACGAACUUGAGAACUCUAAUAACGAAGAUCAAACUGCCCAGCAGCAACAGUUAUCUCCUCGUAAAAAAACCAAACGUCGAUAUUUAUAUGAUCCUGAGCAAGAUAAAAAUGAAAAACGAACGAUAAGAAAAGAAUAUAGGCGUCUAAUUACUUCUACCGAAGAAAAUCGACAGGAUUAUAUAAAAGCUGAUUCGAAUGGAUUAGCGGAAACUUUAAAAAAAGCAAAUAAUUUAUACAAAAAAGUUAGAAAUACGCAUGAGGCGAUCCUCGACUCUCGUAUUCUGGUCCUUUCUGCAGAUUUAAACGUCCAAAAAGCGCGUCGUAUGAAAAUUGACAAUAACGCUUUUGACACAGAUGAUUAUAUUGCUAAAUUGACAAACUUUAUGGGAGAACAACAGACGCGUGGAGAAGAUGAGGAUGUCCACUUAGACUGGUUAGGUCUUGGUAAGGUUGCUGCACGAUAUACCAAUCGUGCCCCAUCAAUGGACUUCAUGCUUGGCCCGUUAUCGAUUGAACAAAAAGAAAGGGUAAAGGGAAAAACACCCGCACGGAUAGAGAAAGAUGAAAAGGAUCUCAAAACCCCUAUAAGUAUGAAAGAACGUGAUAUCGAAAGACAGGAAAAUGAAACUACGCGAAAUGUCAAAAUGAUCGCUGAUCUAAUCCAGGAAAAGCAGCCAAUAAAUUUUUUUGAGUUCAUAAUAAAUCCUGAAUCAUUCGGUCAGACCGUAGAAAAUAUGUUUUACCUAUCAUUUCUGGUGCGUGAUGGUCAAGUUAGCAUAGAUGAUGAGAACGGACAGCCAGUUUUAUCACGAUGUGAAUCAGCAACUGCUGAAGACUACGAGAAUGGGCUGAUCAAAAAGCAAGUUAUCUUGGAAAUGGAUAUGACUCUCUGGAAACAACUCAUUGAAGUAUAUGAGAUCAGAAAAAGUGUUAUUCCCACAAGAGAAAAGAAAGAACACACAAGUGGAAAGUGGUAUGGUUGA
Molecule: messenger RNA, 1056 nt
Organism: Ambispora leptoticha
Lineage: Eukaryota; Fungi; Glomeromycota; Glomeromycetes; Archaeosporales; Ambisporaceae
Source: the annotation of a GenBank genome assembly